Messenger RNA from Microdochium trichocladiopsis, 867 nucleotides. Its product is annotated as P-loop containing nucleoside triphosphate hydrolase protein. The record is from RefSeq and is a predicted model, not a curated record. Bases 1 to 867 code for a protein of 288 amino acids. NCBI's taxonomy places the organism in Eukaryota, Fungi, Ascomycota, Sordariomycetes, Xylariales, Microdochiaceae. The transcript has 2 exons.
AUGGCCGUCCCCCAGACCUAUGCCGAGCGCUACUCGCGCAAGCCCAUCACCGACAUCUUCACAGCCGACACCGACUUUGACCGCAGAGAAUGCACCCGCAAGGUCCCCAUGAAGGUCCUCAUCCUCGGCCUUGGCCGCACCGGAACUGCCUCCAUGCGCGCCGCCAUGCAACAGCUCGGCUACGUCGACACCUACCACAUGAUGUCCUGCUCCAUUGAGAACCCGCCCGACGCCCUUCUCUGGAUGGAUGCCCUCCGCGCAAAGUACGACGGCGUUGGCGAGUUCACCCGCAAGGACUGGGACAAGCUGCUCGGCAACUGCCAGGCCGUCUGCGACUGGCCCGCCAUCGCCUUUGCCAAGGAGCUCAUCGAGGCCUACCCGGACGCCAAGGUUGUCCUCACCAACCGCGACGUCGACUCGUGGCACGCCUCGACCAUGCGCACCGUCUACUGGCGCGUCACCGACCCCGAGCUCAAGGCCCUCGCCAACUUCUCCUGGGCCGCCAGCAUGUACCAGCCCAUGCUCCAGAAGUUCUUUGACUGCUUCUUCGAGGGCGACUUUGUCAACAAGGGCAAGGAGAUCUACACCCGCCACUACGAGGAGGUCCGCGCCCUGGUCCCCAAGGAGCGCCUGCUCGAGUUCCAGGUCAAGGAGGGCUGGGAGCCCCUCUGCGAGUUCCUCGGCGAGCCCGUCCCCUACGACUCGAAAUUCCCCAACGUCAACGACAACCGCGACUUUGUCGCCCGCUCCCGCCGCCGCAACCGCAACCAGAUGUACAACGUCGCCCUCCGGUGGGUGCACGUGUCUGCCAUGGUCGGCGUGGCCGUCUACUCGGCCCACUACGUCUUUGAGAAGUACAUCAAGUAA